AUGGAAGGAGCUGCAGAGGUAGCCGAAAAGCAAUCGGGUUCUAUGGCUGUCAGCGAGACCAAAGAGGUCAUUGAGAUCUCCGAACUUCAACGUCCUGGUAUCGGAUCACGACAGGCCACAUCUGCGGCACCAUCAAUCGCUGCAGCCCCUUUCACAUCUUCGUAUUGUUGUGGUCUCGAACAAUCGCAUAGUCACGACGGCUCAGGGAAACCCCGGCCGAGAUCGUCUUCUUCGCAGUCAUCCAGCUCCAGAUCCCCAACACUGCACGAGGUGUCCAGUACUUUAGCCACCGCUAGUCGGGUGUCCACCGAUGCAUAUGGCAAUACUUAUCCUGAAGGCGGCAAGGAGGCGUGGUUAUGUGUGUUUGGCUCUUUCUGCGGCUUGAUGAGCGCCCUAGGAAUGAUGAACACCUUGGGAACAUACCAGGCCUACCUUUCCACGCACCAACUUCGAAACAUGAGUGAGAGCACCAUUGGCUGGAUAUUCGGCAUCUACGCCUUCCUCUCCUUUGUCCUUGGUAUACAGAUUGGGCCUGUCUUCGAUGCCAAAGGGCCUCGCUGGUUGGUAUUUGCUGGAUCUGUUUUCAUGCUCGCAUCUCACCUCCUGAUGGGGGUGUGCACCGAGUACUGGCACUUCCUCCUUGUGAUUGGUGUCGUCGGUGGGCUGGGGACUUCUUUGGUCUUCACGCCCGCCAUUGCCGCAAUUGGCCACUUCUUCCUGAGGAAAAGAGGCCAGACUACGGGGCUUGCUGCGGCUGGGGGGUCGAUGGGCGGGAUCCUGUUCCCACUGACCCUCCAGGCUCUGUUUCCCAAGAUUGGCUGGGCGUGGUCGACUCGAGUCUGCGCGUUGAUCAAUCUGGUGCUUCUCAUCUUUGCGAAUCUGUUCAUCAGAUCACGCCUCCCGCCACGCAAGGCCACCAAGGAAAACAUUCUCCCCGACUUCCGCAUUUUCAGAGAUCCGGUCUUCGCGUUGACCACAGCAGGCGUCUUUUUUGUCGAAUGGGGUCUUUUCGUCCCACUUACCUAUCUUAGCAGUUAUGCUCUGAGCCACGGCGUGUCGACCUCAUUCUCGUAUCAGAUUAUUGCCAUAUUGAAUGUCGGCUCAUGCUUUGGUCGAUAUUUUCCCGGGUUUGUGGCCGACAAAUUUGGCCGGUUCAACGCCAUGGUUGUGACCAUCUUUCUGUGCCUGAUAUCUACAUUGGCGUUCUGGCUCCCGGCCAAUGGUUCCAUCGCGUUGAUCAUCGUCUAUGCGCUGAUCUUUGGAUUCGCGUCGGGUUCGGGAAUUUCGCUGACUCCCGUCUGCGUGGGCCAGCUAUGCAAAGUCGAGAACUAUGGACGGUAUUACGCCACCUGCUAUACCCUCGUGUCCUUUGGAUCCUUGACCGGCAUUCCAAUUGCGGGACAAUUGGUGACGGCGUGCAAGGGAGAAUACUGGGGAUUGAUUGCCUUUACGAGUUGUGCUUAUGCGGCGUCAUUGACCAUGUUGACGGCGGCAAGAGUGGUGGGGGCCGGGUGGAGUGUAAAGGUUGUAUAUUGA
Molecule: messenger RNA, 1536 nt
Organism: Fonsecaea multimorphosa CBS 102226
Lineage: Eukaryota; Fungi; Ascomycota; Eurotiomycetes; Chaetothyriales; Herpotrichiellaceae
Exons: 1
Coding region: 1-1536 (511 amino acids)
Biological process (GO): transmembrane transport
Cellular component (GO): fungal-type vacuole membrane
Molecular function (GO): transmembrane transporter activity
Source: RefSeq, a predicted model, not a curated record